AUGUCGAUGAGGAAACGUCGGUUGACGAUUGCUCCGGGGGAUGAUGAAGCAGGGCCUUCAAGAAGACUUCGACUCUCUAAUGUUAGAAGUACAGAGGGCAUGGAUUCUGGUCCUGGUAGCCGCUCGUCUCCGUUUCAGCCACCGACUACCAAUACAGGGACAAGAGGAUCCGGAUCUACACAAAACUCCUUUAUGGUUGAUAGUUCGAUGCCAUCGGAAGAAGACCCAAGUGAAAUGCUGUCCCUCCAAAAGCCUUUGUUUGACCCUUUGAUUAUGAAUGUUUUUUUCCCUCCAAGACUACCAGACAAAGCUCUUGAAAAGUCAGUGCAGAAGGAAGCAGAUCAUUUUUUGCUUACUCUACUUGCGCAGGCCGCUGAUGAUUUUGGAGAGACUCUCACGUUACAACAACAUCCCUGGUGGAAGAGAGUCCAAAAGAAUCUAACCACAUUGGUUAGAUUAUAUAAGCCUGAUGAAGAGCAGGCUUGGUUGUCUAAAGAGAAACUAAUUGACGCCUUGACUGGUAUGGAAACUGGAGAUUUUAUUACCCUGUAUAUCCGCAAGCAGAACGCUGGUAUUGUUAUUCGAAAGAAAGAAGAAGAGGCCAUAUUUGAAUCGUUCGAGGCUUCUUGCCUUGCCGACGCUGUCUCCGAAUGCCGCCGAAGGUUAAGAUGCUCUUUCCCCGGACCCAGUAUUGCUACGAAGCUUAGCUCUUUUGAAGACGAACGAUUUAUCGACUCCCUUUCGGAGUACCUGUCAUUCACAGAUGGUAGUGCCGCAGAUAAUACGGAUGGUAAAGGUGGCACCGUUAAUGAUACCGGUGCAACAAACCCAUCAUUCAUUACUCACCUCCUUACAAAUAUAAUCCGCGGAGUUGGGCGCCCCGAUAACGCUCGGGAGUCGAAGAUCUGCAAACGUGUGGGAGAUUCUGUUCUCGGAGCUGAAUCGUCAGUUUGGAGGCGGUCUCCACUAUGGUUGGUUGUUAGAGUUGGUCUACAAUCCACUUUGAAACUUGAAACUCGACAUCAGGUUGACUGGUACAAAUGCUUUCAAGUCUAUUUUAUGUCGAAGAUUCUCCGAAAAGCUUUGGAUCAGGAUUUAGUUACUCAAGAUAUUUUAUACAUCAUGGGUGCAAAGAUUGCAAGGCGGCGGCAAAAGUUGAGUGGGACUGUUCCUGAGUUUGUUGGGUCAGAGGUAGCGUCCACCGUUGAGCUAUUGUCGAAAAAGUUACACCGACGCUGGAAGCAGUUCUACAACUUAAACGUGAAGCAAAUAUCCUGGAGCCCCGGGUCUCUGGAAGCCGCUACCGACUGCAAACUAAAGCUGGCUACGAGUCGGGACUACUUGGCCUCAGUUAUGGAUGGUGAGACCAGUCUAACCUCAUCUGAGCUCACUCAACGACCUUUCAUUCCGGGGAAAUAUUUUCGUAUCACGGAUCCACUAUCACUGAAGGAGGGCCUUUUAAAGGCGGAACUAUUGAGUACCCCUAAGAAAGACCUCGCGGUCUUGCUGAUGGAUAUUGAAUCCUGGGUAGACACUGGUAUUGAUGCAUAUGCCACCCUCUAUCAGCGACGGCUUGACGACCCUGAUUUUCAGCGAAGUCAGAAGGAUGCUGUCAUACAACUUGGCCAACUUUUCAACGACUACUUCCGUGUCGCAAUUCAAGAAUACGAAGGGAAUCCUGAAAAUCUCUCAGUCGCAUUUCUGACUGGAUUUGAGAUUUGGGUAGCUAUGGACAAGAUCGCAACGUCCUGCACCCCCCUUCUAGCAAGAUACCAUCCCGAGAUUCAAGGGAAACACCUAAACAAUCUUGUACUUCCCUCAAGACGACAGAUGGAACGGCUUGCAGCCGUUCAAACCCACAUCAUGGAUCGUGCAGCCAAGGCGACUGUUUCAAAACCUACCCUAUUUAAGGACAAGUUUUUCGAAGCGUCAUUUGCAUGUUUGUAUUUCGACCAAGAACCCUACCUUCAAGACCUACUUGAGAGUGUCAGAGAAGCUGCAAAUGCGGCUAGAAGGGAAAUGUGCUCUAACCUGAAGGAAACCAAUCAUCAAUACCAUUCAAUAAUGAUGGAAUACCACCGGAUGGAUCAUGAACUCACACCAACCGGACGCCAUCGAACGCAAAAGAAAUGUCCUAAGUGCCUGAAGGAAAAUGAGGCGAAAUGUCUGACAGUGGGAAUUCAUGAAUGGCCCCUCCCUGAUAAGGACGAGGAUGAUGCAGUAACAAAGACUAUAAUUUUCGAGUUGGAUUGCCCAAAGCACUUUGUGGCAUGGCGAGACACUACAUUUAGAAUGUUGAUCAACACCUCUGCAAUUCUCCAGUUCUCUGAGACGCACCCUGAGACCCGAGCCCAAGAGAAACUUUCGACCUACAUAGGGCUUCGUGAUUUCUAUCAGGACGAGAGAACGGCGGGGGUUGUAUUAGCGUCACAAAGGAAAGCCACUGGAAGGCUUGGUGGAGUCAAAGUUGAUCUCCCGGCAGAAGAAGAUCAAAUUCUCGUCCCGUUUUCAUUCCGUCCUCGAUAUUGGUACGGUGAUACCGCCGGUGGGCAUUGGGUAUCCGAUUUCUUCAGGCUCAAAGGCACCUGGGAUAAAAGGAUGUUUUCUUACAAGCUUCCGAAUUCCAGCGUUUAUAAGCCACUCCAGUUCUCUCUUAGAAGAUCGGAUCAUACCAGCAAUGAAAUCUUGGCUCUUCAGAAUAAAUGUCAUCCGAGGCUUUCGUUGCAUGAGUUCUAUGAAUACGGUACCCUUCGUGCCGGGCAUAGACUCCAAUGGAUGAAUAUUGCGAAAGGAUUGAAGGCUCGGUCACUCAGCUUAGACAAGAAAGAAGUGAGCUUUCUCAUACUCCAAGCUUCUUGGGAGGCCGGUCCGGUAGUCAGGGGCACUAAGCACAUAUUCCUCCGAGAUAACCAUCGUUCAUUCGAUAGAACUUCGGUCAUCCUUGAUAUAUUGGAUGUAAUAGAACAUAUUGUUGCCUCCAUUAAAACGAAUUGGCGCGAAAUCGUGAUAGCUACAACCAUCAUUGCUCUUACUUGUCGAUGCCUGGCGUUGAUAAAAAAGGACCAGCAAGCUGCUAUAACCCAGGCCAGUGGUUUGGUUCUCAAACUGAGAGAAAUGGUGUACGGCUGGAUUGAACAGUUGCGAGAGAAGAUCAAAUUAGAGCAAGAGGAAGACAGACUUGCGGAGAAAUUGCAACAUUUGAUGCACUGUGCUGCGAUCUGCCGCAUGACGUAUGAGGUGCCAACCAAACGCGCGCGGGAUCUCAUCGAUGGAUUGGUUCCGGGAGAGGAUUUGGAUGGCCGCUGCGACCCAAAACAUAUUUCAAUAUAUCUUGAAACUGCUGCAAUAAUUCGUGAUAAUCUUCCUGCGAGACGGGAACAUGUUGAAGAUUAUUUCCGCCAUGCAAUCGAUAGGUCGAACAGAUUAUCACACCGUUGGGAAACUAGAGUGCGAGAUUUCGUUCUUCAUGAUCCUGCGCCGAUAGACCUUGCGGUCGAGAAGCAAUGGCAACCCCACAUGCGACAGGGAAACUGGGAAUCCGCAGAUGCCCUAAACGAACAUUGGCUCCGCGCGAUCACUCGCCCGGUAUUGGGAGAAAGGGAUGUCCAAGUUAGCUUAAAUUUGCUAGAUGGCCAAAUACUUAUUGAUAGCAUACCGUUUGGACGGCUGCCACAGGAAUACGUUAGUCAUCCAACUUACGACCGAAUCUUCGGUAGCGAAAUCCUCACUGUAGGGCCUUCGUCCUUGAAUGGCAUGCAGUUUGAAACAAGGUUUCCGAUUGAGGGCCAUUCAGUCCAUUUCGCUUUGAAGGGAGAAAGCCUUAUAAUUCGGUCCCAGAAAGAAAGAACCAUCUACGAACUUGUCCCGCAUAAUCGCUUUGGGGGCGAUUUAUGCAACUCAUUAAUCGAUGAUUACACGCACUGGUUAGACCAGAAUGGUUCGACCAUCCAGUUUCGAAAACUUGGGAGCAAAUGGGACACUCAAAACUAUGAGUGGAAAUUGUUCCUAAGAGACAACGGCCCAACUCUAUCCCGUUUGGAGGAUUCCCGCGUUCUCGUCGUCGACCCUAAUAGUAACACUGCGAACCAAGUCAAUCAGAUCCUCGGCUGCCUCGAGGAGAAAUCCCAUAUCUUGAUAACUGCCACGCAAAACGAACAGAGAGAGAAGAUAAUACUUGUAGAUCUUGCAAGAUUAAACCUUAGAUUCUCAAGCAAGAAUGAUAACUUUGUUUGUCGAAACUUCUCGGGUUUUAUUGUCGAUGAGGAUCAGGACAUAGGGUGCUUACAUGGUUUAGCCAACAAGCUGGUACUUCGCAAAGGUGAUGAGCGUAUGGCUUUAAUACCGUUCGGGGAUAUUCUGUUAAAGAGAUAUGAUGACUUUACACAGGUUUCAGUUAAUCGUGCGGAGUCAUAUCAAGCAUAUACCGUCGAUAAAUGCCUCGGACGACUGGUUGGGAACGGAUCCAUCACUAGUCGACUUUAUCAGCUGUAUUUACAUGCAGUUACUUCGUCGCCGUCAUGUCAAGUCGACAAUCUUACAGGGAGAACUGGUACCGAGGAAGCCGCAAGUUUACUAGCAUCAGGGGCAGUUAAGUCCUUUCAAGAACUUGACAAAGUCGAUAUCCAGCUUUUGCACCUUAUUGCGCAUCUAACGCCACAUCGGGCUAGGAGCAUCUCUAGAAGAGACACUCGAAAAGAAAAUGAAAAGAAUGUUGCCAAAAAUGCAAGAAUCGAAACCGUUGUAUGGGAGGAUCACCUGUCAUUCAACUGCCAAAGAGAUAUCUUUCGAGUCGGUGCCGCCCAAGUCAUCGAAUACUGGAUGAAAGCAAAGAAAUUUCUCGAAACCGAUAAAAUUUCAGCCGAAGACUUUAUUCAGAAUGAUGAGCAAGAUGAAGGUGAUGCAGCGAUCGAGACUGGAAAAGAAGACAAGAGAACCGAAGAAGGCGUUAAGAGGGGCGACGAAUUGCUUCUUCGCCGUGCCGCCUACCGUAACGAAAUUUUCUAUGCUUUUUUGGAAAAUACUUGGGGGGAUGUACGUGAUGGGGAAACCUAUCUAGAAGAUAACGAUGAAGAUAUCGAUAUGCUAGUUUCCAAAGCUAUGCCCGCUCCUAUCGAAGAUAUGAGCUAUACCGCUCGUGACGGGACGAUAGAAGAUGAAGAAGACAAAGGCCCCCAAGUGUGCCAUCUUGUAAGGCUUCUCCUGAAAUGGAAAACGGGGAUGGGUCCGCCAAAUCUCUGGAGUGCAUUCAGCAGCUACACUGUAACAGGUGUCAAAGGAAGUAAUAGCUCCGUCAAAUUACAAAUGAAUGACGCCCUACUUAGGCGAUCCGCAGGAGAGAUUUGGUGCGCAUUAUUCCAGCUGUGUCGAAAUGCCUCGAGGAGAGAUGAUACUUUUAAACUUAUCUUCACAUUAGGCACACUGAUGUAUCGAGAUGGGUUCGAUCCAGGCAUGGUACAUGCUCUUGCGGCAGCAGCAAUUCUACCCGCCUUCCGAGAUGAGCAGUUUGAGAUACCAUCAGGCCACUAUGAUAUAAAACAAGGUUAUCAACUGGUUCCCAAAGAACUCGAAAAGGUCAUAAAGGGUUUUACACGGCCAUUUGAAACCAGCCGCUUCUAUGGAAUCGCUGCGAACCCUCACGAGAGUGUACAAGGGGCCAACUCACGCAGAAGAAUAGCCUACAAUGAAGAGUCUGGCUUCCAACGAUUAACGUUGAAGCAACAUUACGAGGAUCAGUGGGAGACUGCUCGACCAGUGCGACCCGCAAAUGCUCGUAGAUUUAAUCUCGUCGAACUGGAAGACACCCACAAUGCCAUAACGAAAUAUUUCGCCAAAAUAUCUCGGGUCUCAAAAUUAAAGAAGGCUAUCGACAAGAUACAAAAUUUUCUGACGAAUCACCUCGACGAAGAUGCCAGUGCUCAGCCGAUCUAUGUCUUUAGUACUUUCAGGGAGAUCAAGCGCCGGGAUAAAGAGCCCGUCACAGUAGAGGAUAUUAUGGAAAAUGUUUCGGCGCCUGUCUUGGACUCGGUUCGAGACGCCCCUACGACUUUCACGAAGGGCGGACUCUCAGCUGCUGAGAAUGUUCAGGUCGUACAGCCGACUCUACGAUUAACUCAACUUCAAAGCCUAUUCCGAAAUUUAAACGGGCCUCGAUGUAGCCAGUUCCAAAAAGUAUAUGCUGAGGAUCUAAAACAAAGCGUGGAGGCUCUAAAGGCCUUUCAGGGCAAUACUGGUUUGAGAGACCUACCGCUGACACUCGACACCAUCAGAGAGCACGCUUUACUAUGGGAAGAACAUGUUCGCAUCCUGGAGAAUACGAUUCGGACUCGACUUGAACCGAUUUACUUUGGAAACCGGAUUAGAACCGUUGAAGGACAGGAAACCCUGUAUCAUGCUGGACUUUGGCCACGUAUUACCAUCUUCUCCCUACUUAGACGUCUCUCACACCACACUGUGGAGAUACCUGAGGGGUGGAAAAGAGCUAUUGUGGGUUAUGGGACCGCCCUUCGAGAGUUGGGGAGAGCGAAGAGACUAGUCAACCUUGCAACUCGUGGAGAAGUUCAGAGCUUUUGGGAGACUCUUGCCGACACAGAUACCCCAAGAUGGGAUCCAAUGGAUAUGCCAGAGUGGUUGCUACUUGAGUUGGAAAAUAACUUUUGCAUGCGUGAUGUCCAAGCCGAAAUUGCGAAAGAGAUGAUCAGCCCUAGCUCAGGAAGCUCAUCCGUAAUGCAGCUGAAUAUGGGUGAAGGAAAAUCGUCGGUCAUUAUCCCGGCUGUAGCUACGACUCUUGCAGACGGCACAAAACUAGUCAGAGUUGUAGUUUUGAAGCCGCUCUCUCGCGAAAUGUUCAACCUACUCAGAUCAAAGCUUGGUGGGCUUUGUUCUCGGAGAAUAUACUUCCUGCCGUUCAGCCGAGGAUUGGACAUUACAGUCCGAGACGCCCAGUUAAUCAAAUCGAUCUAUGAAGAGUGUAUGGCUGAUGGCGGUAUUCUUCUCGUCCAAAAUGAGCAUCUUUUGUCAUUUAAGUUGCUGGGGCUCGAAAAGAUAUGCAUGGAAGAAGAUGAACCAUACAUCGGGCCAGGGCUACAUGAAACGCAGAAAUGGCUUGACAAAAACGCCCGAGACUUACUGGAUGAGAGUGAUGAGAUUUUGCGCGCAAAUCACACAUUAGUAUAUACUGUCGGAACCCAACAGCCAAUGAACAACCAGCCCUACCGUUGGUUAGAUCUCCUGAAGGUAUUUGACGUUGUCAAAAAACAAGCUUUAGAACUUCAACCCAGAUUUCCACAAGGAUUCGAGAUAGAAUCCAAGAGCGCGAACGGUUUCCCAUACCUCCGGAUCCUGCAACCUAAAGCUGCUGAAGCUUUAACAAAAGCUGUUGUUGCAGACCUUCUUUUCAGUGACCAUCCCGACCGCCAGUGGUUUGCGACAGUGACACCGGAGCGAAGGAAAAUGAUUUCGAAGUUCGUCACAGACAAAGAAUUCCCAGAGGAAGACAUCGCCGAGUUAAAGCAAACUCUACGAGGUGGGCAUAUGUUUGCUGCAGCCUUGUUAUUCCGCGGGCUAUUCGCCUAUGAUAUCAUGAGAUUCUGCCUCCAGGAGAAGCGAUGGAGAGUAGAUUAUGGGGCGGACUUCGACCGUACCCUCCUCGCAGUUCCCUUCAAAGCGAAAGAUACACCUAGUAUCGCGAGCGACUUUGCGCAUCCAGAGGUUCUUCUCUGUUUAACUUGUCUGUCGUGGUAUAACUACGGUCUUAAUUGGGGAGAAAUCAAGGAUUGUAUCGGAGCUGUCAGAUCCGUCGACAACCCCGAAGAUGAAUACUCUAGAUGGAUCGAAGACAACAAUGAUUUGCCCGGACAUCUGAAGUCCCUUCAAGGUGUAAAUCUCGAUAACCCUGAUGGUUUCGAAAGCUUUCUUUGCCCGGCGCUCGAAUUGAACAAGAAGGUUAUUGAUUUCUACCUCCAGACCUUUGUUUUUCCGAGAUUUUCGAAACAGUUCCCAUACAAGCUCACUAGUUCUGGAUGGGAUGUUGUAGAAAAGAAAGCCAAUCUGACAUCUGGGUUCUCGGGUACAAAUGAUAACAAAUAUCUAUUACCUUUAUCAAUCCGACAGAAAGACCUUGAUACGCACAAGCAUACCAAUGCACUCGUUCUAAACUACCUUCUCGCGACAGAAAACAACCACUUUGUGCGGUCUUCAAAACCCCGCACGCGCGAGAAGUUGCCGGUAUUGGAACUAUUAGACUCAAUCGUUACGCAGAAUCCACCGAUAUCAGUGAUCCUUGAUGUCGGUGCGCAGGUUCUAGAACUAAACAACGAAGAGGUGGCUAGAGAAUGGCUCUCUCGGGCUUCUAGAGCCGAUUCUGAGCGAUGGCAAGCUGCUAUUUUCUUCAACCCCAAGGACGAAAUCUGCGUGGUUGACCUUUCCGGGAGAGUAGAGCUCUUGAUGACUUCCAAUUUUGCGAAGCAGAUGGAAAUUUGCCUCUGUUACCUUGAUGACGCCCAUACUCGUGGCACUGAUCUACAAUUCCCUUUAGGAAGCCGGGCCCUAAUCACACUAGGACCCAAGACGACCAAGGACCGGUUGGUUCAAGGCGCCAUGAGAAUGAGGAAGCUCGGAAAGGGCCACUCUGUCGUCUUUUGUGCGCCACCCGACGUUGAAGCCCAGAUACUUGCUAUUUCAAACGGUAAAAGUAAAGUCGAGAAUGUUGAUGUUCUGAAAUGGGCUCUGCGAGAAACAUGUAAGCAGACAAAGCGAAACGCAGAGCUUUGGGCCGCCCAGGGCGUCAAUUACGCGCAGCGACUCGUGGCACGGACUGACUAUGAGCGAAUGGCAGAAUGGAACAUUCUCAGAAACCUUUUGUUCGAACAAGAAAAAAUGUCAUUGGCUGACCUCUACGACUUGAAGGCCUCGCCGAACGAGAGUUACAUUGACAAGAUGACACGUCUUAACAUUGCGAGUCAUCCGAUUGUCACUGAGAUUAUUGGGCAUUGUAGGAUUUUUGACAUUCAAAAUUUCGAUGCGCUUACAGGGGAACUAGAUGAAGAGCAAGAGCGCGAGGUCGAACAAGAAGUCGAAAAACAACGACAAACCGAGCUGCCCCCACCCGCUAGGCCUUUGCUGCAUGAUCUUCAUAAGGACAUUGUUAAGUUCGUACAGACAGGCAACCUACCAAAAAAGUCCAAAGCUGUGGAGCCCGCCAUAACUUCUUUAAGAAGAACAUCAAUCAGAGAACAGAUUCGGCCAGGGUCAUGGUCAACGAAACUACUUGUAUCCCAGGAUUUCGCUCACACUGUUGAGAUUUCGACAAACCUUGAGGGAGGCCGUCAGAUAGAUUAUCAAGACAAUUUUGUUCGUCCAGUCUCCUUCAUCCUGAGCUGCGUGAAAGGGAACGUCAAAAAAAAGAUCACUCUCUUGAUAAUCAGCCCUUUCGAAGCGAACGGGCUACUCGACAAGAUCAAAGCUUCCCCCUACGUCCAUCUACAUGUAUAUAUGCCCAGGGUAACGAAAUCCAUGCCCUCAUUCGAAGAUUUGAGAUGGAUGAAUGUUGGAAAAACAUAUAGCCGCUCCUGGAGCCUCCCCUCCGCUCUUUUGGAUCAAUUGAAUCUAUUUGCAGGUCAAUUGUAUUUCCGACAUGCCACUGCAUAUCACCACACUGCUGAAUGGCUUAGCUUGAGGACACCUGAAUUGCACCCUACAUCUGAAUGGUUUGAAGACGGAUUUGUUCCUCCUGGCCAUCGUCAAAGAAGGGAUGGAGAGCCUUUCAAAAGCACUUUCAAGACCUCACCAGUUCCCUGUAUGCAAGGACUUGUGGCAAUACGAAGAAAAGGGAUGAAAAGUGGCCUAACGCAACUUGGACUACUGCUGGAUGGUAAACUAAUUCAUGCCGACCAAUUCGACGAGGCCGAUGAGGAUGUCGAGAAAAUCUGGGGGGAAGAUGCGGUCAGCGCGGACGAGUCCGAUACCGCCGACUACAUCAAGGAAGAGGUUGAACCUUUGGAGCGUUCCGCGGCAGCCACCCUACGAGCCCAGCAGCAGGCUUAUACUCCAAUGGAAGUCGACGAACAAGAUGGGGCUGAUGGAGUCCAGCCCGAGGCCGCCGGUGAAGCAGGAGAAGACUACGACGACAGCAGCACAGAUGAUGGGCUCCCACCAAAUAUCAAAGCAGAGUCCGGCGAGGAGUCAGAUAACGACAUAGACCAGUCAGUUUUCUAUCGCGAUUCUACUCCCAUAGUUCCUACGGAAGAUGGUGACAACGAAACCAGGGAAGAUGGCACGGAGAUCCAGUGGUGA
Molecule: messenger RNA, 10290 nt
Organism: Orbilia oligospora ATCC 24927
Lineage: Eukaryota; Fungi; Ascomycota; Orbiliomycetes; Orbiliales; Orbiliaceae
Exons: 8
Coding region: 1-10290 (3429 amino acids)
Source: RefSeq, a predicted model, not a curated record